Molecule: messenger RNA, 3315 nt
Organism: Cololabis saira (Pacific saury)
Lineage: Eukaryota; Metazoa; Chordata; Actinopteri; Beloniformes; Belonidae
Gene: fga
Product: fibrinogen alpha chain
Exons: 8
Coding region: 34-2130 (698 amino acids)
Biological process (GO): protein polymerization; platelet activation; blood coagulation
Cellular component (GO): fibrinogen complex
Molecular function (GO): signaling receptor binding
Source: RefSeq, a predicted model, not a curated record
CAUUCACACUCUUCACCUCCGACAGAGAGAAGGAUGAAGCUGCUGGCUCUGCUCACCUGUGUGCUGUCUGGGGCUCUGGCCCAGGUAAUGAUCGACCCCCGAGGAGCCCGACCCGUGCAGCACGGCACCAGAUCGGAGAAGUGCGCCUCUGAGAAGGAGUGGCCGCUCUGCACCGACGAGGACUGGGGCUCCAAAUGCCCGUCAGGCUGCAGAAUCCAAGGCCUGAUGGACAAACACGACCAUGACCUGCUGAAGAAGGUGGAGAGGAUCCGCAACCUCCUGGAUCAGUACAAGGCCAAGCACCGGUCCGCCGACCACGUGUCCAAGCAGACGUACGACUACCUGAGGGACAAGCUCACCACCGACGCCGGUAGCGACAACGACUACUAUGACCUGGCCCAGAACCUGCGGAAGAGGAUCACCGAGCUGAAGAUCAAGAUCGACCGACAGAUGAGGAUCCUGUCGGCUCUGAAGGACCGGGUCAAAGACCAGGUCACCGAGAUGCAGAGGAUGGAGAUCGACAUCGAUAUCAAGCUCCGCGCCUGCAAGGGAUCCUGCGCCACCCACUACGAGCACCAGGUGGACCACGAGAGCUACGUGACCCUGGAGAAGCAGGUGGUGCAGCUGGACUCCCAGUGGGCGCAGAACAUCGAGUCCGUGGGGACGCUGUACGUGAUGAAGAGCCGGCCGCUGAAGGACGUCGUCGUGGACUCCAUCUACAAAUCCAAGGUGGUGGCGGGACAGCAGAGGCAGGACCUGUUCCCCGAGGUGAAGACCGUCCAGUUGGUCCUGGAGGAGGAAGGUUCCAGCUCAUCCCCAGCAACCAUCUCCAAGGUCCCAGGUACUCCCUACGCACCCUCCUCAUCCUCAACCUCGUCUUCGUCUUCAUCGUCAUCCGCCUCCACAUCCUCAACCUCAUCCAAAUCCAUCACUGAGAUUGGCGGACGUGGUGACGGGGAUCUUUUUGGCGGCGGACGCGGCGACGGGGAUCUUUCAGGAGGGUUCGGAGGCUUUCACAGCGUCAGACAACCCAUCUCCACCCACGUGUCCUCCCAGAGCAUCAGCUGCACCAAGAGCAUCAGGACCACCGUGGUUCACACCAAGGAAGGACCGGUGGAAAAGGUGCAGGAGGUGAUCGAGGGGGGACCCGAGUGUCAGGCCAUGGCUGACGCCUCCAAGGGCGGGUUGAGUUCCUUGUUCCCCAGCCUUAGCCACGCGUCCUCCUCCUCAUCGAGCUCUCACUCCUCAUCUAUGAGGACGGUUCACACCGAUGGCGCCAAGGGGAGCCUGCUGGGAAAUUACAAAGGUGGCUUCAUGGAUCCAUUCGGCUCCGACCUCGGAGCAUUCAGGACCGACAACGCGGACGACGACGUUCCAGAUUUCCACGCCCGGAGCGUAAAGAGCGUGAGAGUCGAGCGACAGGACGGUUAUAUAGGACAAGAUUGUGUUGAAGCCCGCCAGAAGCACCUGAAAGGAGAAACUAACGGCCUGUUUAAUAUCAGACCCGGCGGCGCCCAGUCCACGCACGUAGUACCGGUUUACUGCCAGCAGGAGGGUCUAAUGGGCGGGUGGUUGUUAGUCCAGCAGAGGGAGAGUGGCGCGCUCGGCUUCAACCGCACGUGGGCCGAGUACCGCGACGGGUUCGGUUCGGUGGACGCGCAGGGGAAGGGAGAGUUCUGGCUGGGCAACCAGAACCUCCACCUGCUGGCGUCCCAGGGCGAGACCAUGUUGAAGGUAGAGCUGGAGGACUGGGAGGGGGGCGCAGCCACCGCUGAGUACACGGUACAGGUGGGCUCGGAGGAGACGGGGUUCCCGCUGCGGGUGUCCGGGUACACCGGGGACGCCGGCGACGCGCUGGCGACGGCAAACUCCAUCGGCGGCCUGAAAUUCAGCACUUUCGAUAAAGACAACGACCAGUGGGACGAGAACUGCGCGGAAGCGUACGGCGGCGGCUGGUGGUACGACAGCUGCCGGGGCGCCAACCUGAACGGGAUUUAUCACAAAGGUCCGUACGACCCAAAAACAAACGUGCCGUACCAGGUUGAGAACGGAGUCGUGUGGCCGACGUACAAACCGGCCACGUACAGCCUGAAAACUGCCCGGAUGUUCAUCCGAGCUGCUGCUUUUUAACCGAAAUAAGAAAACGUCAAGUCUGGGAUUUUUUUUUUUUUUUUUUUUUUAAAGAUUUUUUUUGGGCUCUAGUGGCCCUUUAUUGGAGAUACACGCAGCAAAGGUGCGCAGGCCGGGAUUCGAACCUGCGACCGCUGCAGGAGGAGGACUGUAGCCUCAGUAUAUGAGCCGCUGCUUAACCCACUGCGCCCAGUACUCGAGUUGUAAAAAACAAUCAGGGGGGAUGGUGGAUUUUAUCAUAUGGGGACAGAUAAUUUGUGCUGAUUACAAAUAAUAUAAUAUAUUACAAAUAAUAGCAGUGACCAAAACACCUGCAGAAAUACUGCAGGAAUGACAUAGCAGCAGUUAAAUGCAGCCUUCUGUAAGCUUUAAAUAUCCACUGGGCUUACAUCAAAUACAUCAAAACACAACAAUAAAAAACACUUUUCUGAACUUAUCAAUAUGACUCUGUCCUUCACAGGAUAAGUAAAAUGGAUCACUGCAAAAACUCUAAAUCUUAACAAGAAUGUCUUAUUUCUAGUUAAAAUGUCUCAUUUUAGUAAAAAAAAAUCUCAUUACACUUAAAACAAGACUCAUCACUGGAAAAACAAAUAUUUUCACCUGUUUCAAGUAGAUUUUCGCUUAAAAUAAGUAGAAAAAUCUGCCAGUGGAACAAGAUUUUUUUUGCUUGUAAUAAGAAGAUAAAUCUUGUCCCACUGGCAGAUUUUCCUAAGUGAAAAUGUACUUGAAACAGGUGAAAAUUGUCAAAUAAGUUCUUUUUUUGGUGUUAUUUUUCUGGUGAUGACUCUAAAUGUUGAAAUAGCAGUAAAACCACAUUCAUUGAUGAAAUGACAUAAGGGAUGGAAAGGGGGGAUGGCAGUUUUACAGGGGGGAUGAUUUGGACCGUUUUUAUUUCAGGGGCAGUCAGUACUUUCAACUCGAGUACUGACUGUGCCACCGAGCGGCCCAAGUCUGGGAUUUUUGAAUAAAUCCAGAACCAGAACCCCUUGGAGACUUCUGUGCUGUUUGGAAAUCAUUAAUGAAUCCUGAAAUGAUGUUUUGUUGAUUUUGAUGUUUUUGCCAAUACUGUGUAAACCUUAUUGAACUCUUUGUUAGCUUUAGCAGUCCAAUGUUCGCUCACUGACCUGAUAGUCAAGAUCAAUGACUGAACUCUGUUCGAUCAAUAAAGAUUCGGUGUUCACCUCA